UAUCGUUACGCCCUCCCUUGCUACUCUUAUCGGCUCAAAAUUCGCCUGACACUGUGCACUGAGAUGAAAUCGGCGUAGUGACGGAGCUCGUCAGUGCCAGUUAAAGUUGACUUCCAUUGCACUUAGCUGCCGAGGAUUGCUGUUAGCUAAAAAUCUUGACACGAAGAGUUGCUGCGCAAACGCUCCACGGUUCCACUCCUGCGGUCAACAACAGCUCAUCUCGUUUGGAGAAUUUCGUUUCACAAAGAUUUCAUAACAGCGCCAGCAAGCCCUCAUCGAGCGCGCUCCCCCUCUACAAAGGUAACUGCUAAUUGGAAAACUUGGAACAACUGCUUACACAUCGCUGAGACAGGCUGCUCAAGAUAACCUGAUAAACCGGGAACUCCAUCGUUCAGCUUCAUCAUAACGCUGGAGCCGGUUGGAACCGGUCUCCUACAGGGAUAAGCUUUAAACAGACCGUCCACUUUGUUCGCACCUUCACGAUCGUGACGAAAAGGGUGCUGAAAGGCUUGAAAAACUCUUCUUGCUAAAGUGCCCUGCCGUUGAGAAAAUGUCCGAGGAAAUGAAAAGCGAAGCUCAUUGCCAAGACGCUGAAGUCAACGUCUUUUUUAAGAAAGGGCUGGAACACAACGACGAGUCCAGCAACCCCGUAUGCUCUAGGUGUGAAUGUUCGCACCGUGGAUCGGCGCUCGAAUAUCGAGAGUGUUCGGAGAAGGAUGCGCGUGUGCUUCGGCGCAUGUUGAGAACGGGUCCGCCCGUGAAGAAGCUCUGCAUAUGGGAAAUCGCGCUGAAUGCGUUCAGGACCGCGUUUGGCGACCUCGAAGGGUGCUCCUCGCUCGAAGAACUUCAGGUGUUCGACAUUGAAUGCGCAGCGGAAGAAGAAUUCAGCGUCAACCUUUCCGGAGUGUUCGGCAGACUGUGUACACUGGAGUUGCACUGCGCGAACAUAGGGACCGCGUUCGCGAAGGACAUUGCAAACUACAUCCGAGAGAACAGGAGGCUGAGGGAAUUCAGCCUCUGGUACUCCUGCGGUGGCGACGAGGGUGCCGCCGCGCUCAUCGAAGCGCUAACGGUAAACAACACGCUCAAGAGGUUCACCUUGGCGCAGCUAGAGUUGUCCUCCGAGACCGUGAUCGCGUUCGCGAAAAUGUUGGCAGUUAACUCGACGCUGGAGCUGGUGGACCUUUUCGACGCGUGUUUCGUGGAAGCGGAAAAGGUGUCGGCUCUGCUGGAGGAGGACCUUUAUGAGCAAGUCUUCAAGAGGCUUCGCAUCGUGUGGACGGGACAACUUCUGCCGCUGCUUACGAAGCUCAUCCACAAGAAAGCGUGCUGGCCGGAGGUCUCCGUCAGCCUCACCGCUUCGGCGGACCGGGACGUCCUCCGCGAGUUCUUCGACGCCGUGGCCACAGACACCACGAUUCGUGCGCUCCACUUCUACCCGAGCGACGACACAUUCGACGAACUCGCGGAUGGCAUCGCCUCGGUCGCAAAGCGGACUUCAACUCUCAAGGAAAUCGAGAAUCGUAUGCACGUCAAACCGGGCAACGAGCAGCAGCUGGUCAAGGUUCUGGACGCCCUGAAAGAGAACCGUUCCGUCACCUCGUUCGUCAUGUACGCAGAAUUGUUGACGCCAGAAAUAGCGACGUCCCUCUCCGAGUUGCUGGCCGUCAACGACACUCUGAACGAGAUCUCCGUCUGCGAGUACUAUGGAAUCACCGCCGACGUCGUGGCAACUAUCCUGCGAGGCCUGAGAGAAAACUACACCGUGACGCACCUCAUGGUUUCCUGGGACCCCGACGACGACGUCGAGGGUGUCCUCGAAAUGGCGGAUCUCGUGAAGAGGAACGUUCGUCUCCACGAGAAAGCGGCCGAGUUCGUCAGUGCAGGUGGCGACCGCGAGGGCGACGCCGAAGGAGCGGACGCGCUGAAGAAGGUGCGCUCGAGCGCGAAUCUGCUCGAAAGGGUGCAGAGGCUCACCGGAAAGACGAGCGACGCUGCGAUGGAGCUGGUACGCGCAGCCUUGGCUCGUUUGUGUGCCUAAGGGGGGCGUCUUGUGCGAAGCACGAGUGUUCUACCCGAUCGCUUUUCUAUCGUUACAAACGCGUGUGUGCUUGCUUCUUUGACUGGCGGUGUCUCUGGGAACUGCAAGAUGAGGCAAACUUCUUGCCACGUACACAGGAUGACUGAGUCGCCUCGGGCGGACGAUUCCUGUAUUCCACGACGGAACGAGGGCCGUCAGCACUUCGAGUUCCCAGGUGAUAUGCUUCCCAAGGACUGACAGGUAGCCCGAAGAGACCGGCGUAUUCAGUGUGAUGAUGAUGGAAUCAGAAGCUCUUAGUUCCGUUAGCGCCGAGACCUCCGUUUUUGUUUGAAUAAAUGUCCACGAGACGUG
Messenger RNA from Dermacentor albipictus, 2392 nucleotides. RefSeq names its product NLR family CARD domain-containing protein 3-like. NCBI's taxonomy places the organism in Eukaryota, Metazoa, Arthropoda, Arachnida, Ixodida, Ixodidae. The record is from RefSeq and is a predicted model, not a curated record.